UAUCUUAUCUUGCCUCUCUCUCUUUUGUUCACAAUCGAUUCUUGUGUUUCACAUAUAUGUUGCAAACCACCUCUCGAUCCUGUUCUUCAUGUCAUCUUGGAAGUUGCUCCUGAAACAAAGCAGGGCUCACAUGAUGUUUUUAUAUAUUUGUCAUACAUGUUUAGAACUUCAAGGGAAUCCGCAUACAGUGAUUUUAUUUCUACUUUUGAUGCUGGAGACGUCAAUAAUGAUCUGGUGCAAAUCGAAUAUGUCGAAGACAUCUACAAACUCUACAAACUUGUGGAGAGAGGCCCGAAUCAUCGCGAUCGCGAAACAAGAAGCCUCAGUCUUCACUUACUUCUACACUCAACUGAACUAUAAACCGAAAAACAUUGUUGAUAUUGAUGCCGGAGACGUUGAUAAUGAACUGGCGCAAGGCGAAUAUGUCGAAGUCAUCUACAAAUUCUACAAACUUGUAGAGGUUGAAAAUAAUCAGUACUCGAUGAAGAUAUUCUUUGAAAUUAGGAAACAAAAGUACCUGGAAGCCCUUGAUAGGAAUGACCGAGCAAAAGCUGUUGAAAUUCUUUGUAAGGAUUUGAAGGUUUUUUCCACCUUUAAUGAAGAGCUCUUCAAGGAAAUCACCCAGCUACUAACACUUGACAAUUUUAGGCAGAAUGAGCAACUUUCAAACUACGGGGAUACAAAAUCAGCUCAAAGCAUUAUGUUAGUUGAGCUGAAAAAACUUAUAGAAGCAAAUCCAUUGUUUAGAGGGAAGCUUGCUUUUCCAGUUUUUAAAGCUCGCGACAGAGGACAUUGAUAAAUUAGAGGCAGAAUGAGCAACUUUCAAACUACGAGGAUACAAAAUCAGCUCAAAGCAUAAUGUUAGUUGAGCUGAAAAAACUUAUAGAAGCAAAUCCAUUGUUUAGAGGGAAGCUUGCUUUUCUAGUUUUUAAAGCUCGCGACAGAGGACAUUGAUAAAUUAGAGUCUCAAUUGGCAUCAUCAGCUUUGCAAGAAUCCACGUCCCAAUCCUGAUAUUAAAACUCUGUUUAUCGAUCAUACUUGUAAUUCUAACAAUGGGGGUUGGGGUCCUCCCCCUACCAACAGUUCCCUUGCCGGACCUAUUCCUAAAGCUGGUGUAUUUCCUUCUAUUGGAGCACAUGGUGUAAGUGUAGUUAAAAUGUUCCAAUCUCCUGUCUUCAUUUAAAUAUUAUUAUACACAGUUUAAAUAUUAUUUCAA
This is a messenger RNA of Helianthus annuus (common sunflower), 1217 nucleotides long. Its product is annotated as topless-related protein 2-like. NCBI's taxonomy places the organism in Eukaryota, Viridiplantae, Streptophyta, Magnoliopsida, Asterales, Asteraceae. The record is from RefSeq and is a predicted model, not a curated record. The transcript has 10 exons. Gene Ontology annotation, biological process: regulation of DNA-templated transcription. The coding region runs from base 89 to 796 and encodes 235 amino acids.